AUGUUGAACAACCCACACAUACUCUUCAACGAUGGAAUGGUGAAGUAUUUUUUGUUAGGGGAAGAAAUAGCAAGGAAACAGUUACUUCAAGGUGCAACCGAUAAGGGAAAGUUAGAUGCAAUCUUUGUUCUGGGAAUGAUGUUGAUGGCUGAAGGCGGUGAAAGGAAGCAAGAAGCUCUGAUCAUGUUGAAUAAUGCCUACAUAAAUACAAGAAGAAGUUGGAAUCUGAGACAUACCUGUUACAAGGUUCAAAUCCACUUGGUAAGGAGAUUAAAGCAGAUACAAUUCCAUGGCUUACAUAAAAGUUGUGCAAAGCAUCCUUCUAUGGGUAGUUAUGGAAUAACUGUAACGACGUAA
Molecule: messenger RNA, 357 nt
Organism: Lactuca saligna
Lineage: Eukaryota; Viridiplantae; Streptophyta; Magnoliopsida; Asterales; Asteraceae
Source: the annotation of a GenBank genome assembly